Anoplopoma fimbria (sablefish) is the source of this 2326-nucleotide messenger RNA. RefSeq names its product zinc finger and BTB domain-containing protein 7C. The record is from RefSeq and is a predicted model, not a curated record. Gene Ontology annotation, biological process: regulation of transcription by RNA polymerase II. Lineage: Eukaryota; Metazoa; Chordata; Actinopteri; Perciformes; Anoplopomatidae. The transcript has 4 exons. Bases 193 to 2214 code for a protein of 673 amino acids. Gene Ontology annotation, molecular function: RNA polymerase II cis-regulatory region sequence-specific DNA binding; DNA-binding transcription factor activity, RNA polymerase II-specific; protein binding.
UUUGUGAAUGGACUGACCGCCCGGCUUACUGAUUGACAGACUGGUAAAAGAAGAGAGGCAGCUGUGAUUAAAUUAAAAAGGGCAAUGCUGAGAGGUCAAGCGAGGAGCAACAGAGCCUCUUAGUAGUCUGGAAAUACAAAGACACGUGAGGGGAAUCAAGAAACUGAAGGCACGAGAACAACAGAGAGGAGAAUGGUUCAUCACAGAGAGGAUGACCUGAUUGGCAUCCCCUUCCCAAAUCACAGCAGUGAUGUCCUCUGCAGCCUCAACGAGCAGCGUCGUGAUGGGCUGCUCUGCGAUGUCAUCCUCAUCGUCCGCGACCAGGAGUACCGGACCCACCGCUCCGUUCUGGCCGCCUGCAGUCAGUACUUCAAGAAGCUCUUCACAGUGGCCACCGCUGAUGGCGGGGAUCAUCAUCAUCACACGGCGGCCGUGUAUGAAAUCGACUUUGUGGCCCCGGAGCCCCUCACGGCCAUCCUGGAGUUUGCCUACACGUCCACUCUGACCGUGACGGCGUCCAACGUUAAAGAGAUCCUGAACGCGGCUCAGAUGCUGGAGAUCCCCUGCAUCAUCCAUGUCUGCCUGGAGAUCAUGGACAGCGGGGGUGGAGGAGGCGAAGGCGGAGGAGGAGGGAGAGCGGAGGAGGGAGAGGAGGAGGAGGAGGAUGCAGAGGAGGACGAGGAGGAGGAGGAAGAAGAGGAGGAGGAAGAGGAGGACGAGGGGUCGAGGAAGGACGAGCAGGAGGACGAGGAGGACAAUGUCAGCGAGAGGUCGCUGCAGUCGUCGGAGAGCCGGGGGGAGCAGACGCCACCGGGGACGGAGGACUCACCGCCUCCCGGCACCUCCAAGUACCACCAGCAGUUUGACCUGCACAGAGAGUCGUCACAAUCUCAGUCUCCAGACAGUAUGAGAGGGAAACAGGAGAGUAUGGAGAGUCGGGCUUUGAAGGAUUUCUCCAUCGAGUCUCUCCUCCAGGAGGGUCUCUACCCCCGUAUGUCAACACUGGACAGAAGGGCCAACUUCUCUCCUCUCCUCCCAGGAUUCUACCCCUCCAUGUGGGCCGCCGAGUUCCCAGCCUUCCCCAAGCAGCUCCUAAACCCCGGCCACCACCAGCACCCCCACGCAGGGGCUUCGCAGCAAACCAGGCUCCCCCACGCCUUCCCCAUCUCCGCUCCGCUCGACGCCUCGAGGCCCCUCAAUCUGGCCACGAAAAGAGAGACCAUCAAGGAGGAGAUGAAAGAGGAAAUCCCGCUCAGUCUGCUCCACGGCGACUUCCUGAAGGAGUUUGUCAGCUCGGGCCUAGGCAGCCCCAUGAACACUGGGUCAGUGCCGUCAGAGGGUCACGCUCUGGGUCCGAUAAAAGACGAGGCAGACUUCCGGUCGUACCUGAGCUUUCUGAGCUCCGCGUCCCACCUGGGGGCGCUGUUCCCCCCCUGGCAGCUGGAGGAGGAGAGGAAGAUGAAGCCCAAAGCGUCGCAGCAGUGUCCAAUCUGCAACAAGGUCAUCCAAGGAGCGGGGAAACUGCCACGCCACAUGAGGACACACACGGGGGAGAAACCGUACAUGUGCACUAUCUGUGAAGUUCGAUUCACCAGACAGGACAAACUCAAGAUCCACAUGAGGAAGCACACAGGUGAGCGCCCCUACAUCUGCCUCCACUGCAACUCCAAGUUUGUCCACAACUACGACCUGAAGAACCACCUGCGCAUCCACACGGGCGUGCGUCCGUACCAGUGCGAGCACUGCUACAAAAGUUUCACACGGUCCGACCAUCUACACCGACACAUCAAGAGGCAGAGCUGCCGCAUCUCACGCCCCCGGCGGGGAAGAAAACCGGCUGCUUGGCGGUCAACACCCACAAGCAACUUCCUGUGCCCCCCUACUGCUGCCACCAACCGGUUUGAGGAGAGCGGCUUAAACCCUGCGUACCAGGGAGUGAAGAGUCACGGACUUGGGGAGAUGCUCGGCAACAGGGGUCUGGGUUUUAAGGGCGGGGACGGCGCAGCAGGAAAGGACAGCAGGGAGGACCGGCGAGGGGAGGGGAAGCGUGUCGCGGAGGAGGAGAAGGGAGGAGCAGGGAGGCAGAGGGGAGUGUUUGCCUUCGCCCUGGCUGGAGAAGAAGUGCUUACUCACUCUCCGUUCUAUGCUGCGACCUCUGACCCCUGGACCAUGAGACUGGAGCGUGCUCCGCCCAUCCCUGAGCCGGCCAAAUGAACUGUGGUCUGUGGAAGAAAAAAGAAAAAAGACAAAAUAGAAAGUCUUUAAUCUCCGUGUCUGUUCUGCUCCAGUAAGCUAAAGCACCUUUUUUUUUUUUUUUAAAGUGAAA